Messenger RNA from Amphibalanus amphitrite, 2071 nucleotides. RefSeq names its product hatching enzyme 1.2-like. Gene Ontology annotation, molecular function: zinc ion binding; metalloendopeptidase activity. Gene Ontology annotation, biological process: proteolysis. The record is from RefSeq and is a predicted model, not a curated record. NCBI's taxonomy places the organism in Eukaryota, Metazoa, Arthropoda, Thecostraca, Balanomorpha, Balanidae.
GUGCGCCAGUCUUGGGCCGGGAGGUGGGCAGAUAGGGCAGCCGGUGGUCGCGCCGCGCCGACCAGACCAGCGGGCCAGCGCACCAGACCAGCGGACCAGCGGACCAGACCAGCGCACCACCGUACCAGCCGCGACCGGGCCCACUCCGAGACCAGAUGGCGGUGUUGGCGCUGCUGGGGGCGCUGCUGCUGCUGCUGGCCGGCGCUCGGCCCAGGUCCGUCACCCAGGAGGACGUCGACCGGCUGCUGCGCGACCUGGAGGACUCGUACCGCACACAGCUGGAGAAGGACCGACACAAUUCGCCGGACUUCCGCAAUGCUCUCACUGGGGAGCUGGAGAGCCCGUUCGACCGUCUGGCGGAGGAGCUGGAGGAUGCAGACUCAGAGGUCAGCGCCGGCCUCUACGAGGGCGACAUCGCCGGCGCGCCCUUCCAGCUGUCUCAGUUCAGGGUGGCACUCAACCCGGACGAGUUCCCGACACGCCGCUGGGACACCGGCGUUGUGCCCUACGUCAUCAGUCCCAAAUAUAAGAUGAAGGAAAAGUUAUUUAUAGAAGACGCCAUAAGAAUACUGAACUUCAUGACAUGCAUCAAAUUCGUUCCUUGGGAUGGCGAGGCAAAGGACUAUCUGGUUAUAUGGCCCGUCAAAAAGCCAGCCGGGUGCUGGUCGUUUAUUGGUAAACUGGGCGGUGCCCAGAUCGUCUCGCUUCAGCCGCCCGACAAAAGGUCCAAACGGUGCUUUGUCGCCAUUGGGAAACCCGUGCACGAAAUAAUACACGCGCUCGGUUUCUUCCACGAGCAGUCGCGCUUCGACCGUGACCAGCACGUGUUCAUCAUAAAGAAAAACAUCAUACCGCGAUUCCUAAACAACUUUGAAAAGCACGCAGCCGUUAACACCACCAUCGAGUACGCCUACGAUCACACAAGCGUGAUGCACUACGGAGCCAAAUUCUUCAGUAUCGACCGUCGAUCACCGACCAUGGUGCCCCUGAGGAACAACACCAUCAUCGGCCAGCGGAACGGCAUGUCGGUGCUCGACUGCUUCAAGGUGAACUCGUACUACGGCUGCCUGAACCGGUCGCCGUACGAGCGGCUCAAGUACAGCAGCAUCUGUCAACUGAUGGGAGUCAGAAACAACGAGGCCUCGUUCAACGGCUUCUAGGAAACAGACCUGAGCGGCCGCGCGUGCGUCGGUCGCUCCUGUCGGGUGCUUCUCUCGUCAUUCUUCGCUCCCGUCGAGUGCUUUUCUCACCAUCCCCCGCUCGCUCUCGUGAGAUGCUAUUCUCUCACCUAUUUCCCGCGUGUUCCUGUGAGGUGCUCCUCUUAUCCGUCCAAUGUUCGACGUGGUUCCUUAUAGAAGCUCGCCAAUGGACUCGAACAAUCGCCAUCGUGUGCCUGAUUGAAGUCGUAGUACGUGUAUGAUGUAUGCACUUACUAUUUUCAUACGCCGGCAUGCAUUUCCGACAAUCACAUAUUCAGAAGAGAAAGAGAGAGAGAGAGAGAGAGAGAGAGAGAGAGAGAGAGAGAGAGAGAGAGAGAGAGAGAGAGAGAGAGAGAGAGAGAGAGAGGAGAGAGAGAGAGAGAGAGAGAGAGAGAGAGAGAGAGAGAGGAGAGAGAGAGAGAGAGAGAGAGAGAGAGAGAGAGAGAGACGAAUACAGCUGCCAGGCGGGUGUCAUGCAUAGAUUGUGCAGUUUUCUGCCGUACCGCAGUGGUGCCGGGCUGCCGGGCUGCAGUGGUGCGCGUUUAGACAUUGCCAUAAUUACACAUACGAGUAUGUAUUUACUAUGUUCCGAGGAGGGAUGCCACUGCCCGUAAGCCAUUCAGCAAUCAGCCUAACUAGCUGGACUGCUGGCUGAGAGCUGGCACGAUUGGUGCGUUUUAUGUCAGGCGCAUUGAAGCACUACACUGAGGCAUUGAGGCACUUCUCGAAUAUAGGCACUGCACUCUGCACUAUUCACUACACAAAAAUGUCUAGCGACUUGAAAUGCAUUUCUAUUCUAUCAAUAUGUGCGAGUGACGCCCCGAGGGCAUUUGCUUAAUCGUACUGUUUUAUGUGUUCUUAUCUUUAUUCAC